ACUAGUGAAGGCAUUGGCCCUUCCUAUACUCUCAAUUGCACAUCUCUGGCGAAGAUGGGGGCGAACGGUCAACUGCGCCAUUUGUUUGCUAGCAGUCAAACCUACCCCUCCCAUCUUUUCUUCUGGUUGAUCACCUCAAUCAUCCCCCAAUUCAGCCAAUUUCUGCUUCUUCUACUCAUUGACUCUCCUCGAAAUCUUUGCGACCAUGUCAAGCCAACCUCUUACCUGGGUGGUCACUGGCUGCUCCUCCGGCCUGGGUGAAGCCCUUGUCCCCGCCAUUCUCGCCCAGGGUGACCAAGUGAUCGCAACCGCCCGCGCGCGCGAUAAUCUGAGCGGUACCGACCGUCUGGCUGCCCUCAAAGCGGCCGGUGCGACUGUAUACGAGCUCGAUGUCUGCCAUCCGCAAGAAGAGCUGGAUACCCGGGCGCGCGAGAUCUGGCAAAUCUACGGCAAGGUCGACGUACUGGUCAACAACGCCGGCUACAUCGACAUGGGCAUUGUCGAAGAGAUCUCUGAGCCCUUCCUCAUCAACGCCCUCCGCACCAACGCCUUCGGCCCGCUGAACGUCUCCCGCGCCUUUCUGCCGCUCAUGCGCGCCCGGAAGACGGGCACGGUGCUCUUUACCAGCAGCGUGGGCGUCUACUACGGCGCGCCGGGGGCCUCCUGCUACACGGGCGCCAAGGGCCUGUUGGAGACGGUGGUCCCGAAUCUGGCGCUCGAGCUGGCGCCCUUCGGCCUCCGGACGGCGCUGCUGACGUACAGCUACUGGGUGGUCGUGCGCAGCCUGGCGGGGAAUCUGUUCUAUUCGGCGACGACGCGCCGGUAUGCUGCGGCGGUGGAGGGGGCGAGGUUGGAGGGGUGGGGUGGGGAGUAG
This is a messenger RNA of Aspergillus aculeatinus CBS 121060, 874 nucleotides long. Its product is annotated as NAD(P)-binding protein. The record is from RefSeq and is a predicted model, not a curated record. The coding region runs from base 206 to 874 and encodes 222 amino acids. The transcript has 3 exons. Lineage: Eukaryota; Fungi; Ascomycota; Eurotiomycetes; Eurotiales; Aspergillaceae.